Pocillopora verrucosa is the source of this 966-nucleotide messenger RNA. RefSeq names its product triosephosphate isomerase-like. Gene Ontology annotation, molecular function: triose-phosphate isomerase activity. Gene Ontology annotation, cellular component: cytosol. NCBI's taxonomy places the organism in Eukaryota, Metazoa, Cnidaria, Anthozoa, Scleractinia, Pocilloporidae. The record is from RefSeq and is a predicted model, not a curated record. Gene Ontology annotation, biological process: gluconeogenesis; glycolytic process; glyceraldehyde-3-phosphate biosynthetic process.
UCCACACUCAUUCUUCCUUCCCUGGGCGAUCCUCGACCUCUCUGCGGCUCGUCCCAUCGUUAGGUGAAGUUUCAACUUCUGUCCUCAGUUGAUCUGUACUGCUGUGGAGGAAUUCACAAUGGAGAGGAAAUUUUUUGUGGGUGGCAACUGGAAGAUGAACGGAAGUAAAGGAAAAAUAGAUGAAAUUUUAAAGAACUUGGCGUCAAAUGAUCUUUCUCCUUCCACUGAUGUUGUAGUUUCUCCUCCUUCUAUUUAUCUGGAUUAUGUCUGUAAAGCAGUCAAGGCAGGCAUUAGUGUUUCAGCUCAGAAUUGUUACAAAGUGGCCAGUGGAGCUUUCACAGGAGAAAUCAGCCCUGCAAUGAUAAAAGACAUUGGCUGUAACUGGGUGAUCAUAGGACAUUCUGAAAGGAGAAAGAUUUUCCAAGAGAGUGAUGAGCUUAUUGGCGAGAAGGUUGGUCAUGCACUAUCAGAAGGAUUAAAUGUGAUAGCCUGUAUUGGAGAACUUUUGUUGGAGAGAGAAGCUGGAAAAACCAUGGAAGUUGUGUCAAGGCAGCUUAAAGCCAUUGCUGAUAACGUCUCAGACUGGAAUAAAGUGGUUAUUGCUUAUGAACCAGUUUGGGCCAUUGGCACUGGAGUUACGGCCACACCUCAACAGGCUCAAGAAGUCCAUCAUCAACUGAGAGGUUGGCUUACUGAUAACGUUUCAGCUGCUGUCGCUAGUUCAACUAGAAUUAUUUAUGGAGGUUCCGUGAACGCCAAGAAUUGUAAAGAACUGGCUAAGGAAGGUGAUGUAGAUGGUUUCCUUGUUGGAGGAGCCUCUCUUAAGCCUGAGUUUGUUCAGAUCAUUAAUGCUAGGUUGUGAGAAAACGUAGGUUUAGUUUGUAGAAUUUACGCUUGAAGGAAUGUGGUGUUAAAACUGAAAAUUAUAGUCUCUGGGAAUAAUAAAAAUUGAGAGUGUUUCAUUUA